AUGACGAACAUGGAGCAAGAUCAUUCAUCAACGAGGCACACUAUUUUGUAUGAGUGGAAAAUUAAUGAAAUUACAUCAUUAAUAAAAUCCUUGGCCGAAACUCAAGACUGCGUGAAGCUAACAUCACCUGCAUUUUCGACGGGAGCGAAAUCGCAAGACUCGUGGUGUUUAGAAUUAAAAAUUAACAAAAGAGACAAACCAUACUCAAAAGACCAACCAGAUCUACCAGAAUCUACAAAACAAUAUUUGACGGCAUAUCUGCAGCCAAACAAUGGAGAUAAACAAGUAAGAAUAAAAUAUUCACUAUUUCUUCAUGAUAAAAACAAGAAAAAACAUUUCGUUCGUCGCAGUAGCCAAGUUUUUGAUGAUUUAGAUGGUUGUGGUUUUGAUUUAGUUGAGCUAGAGAAUUUGUUGAGUCAAAAAGAAGAAUUAUUAAUUAACGAUACUCUUACAGUAUGUAUAAAAUUGACUGUGUACGAUAUGGAUGAUAAAAUUUUAACGAAUUCUUCAAAACGGAAACUUGUCGAUGAUUUUCAACAACUUCUUGAGAGUAAAAUCGGCAGUGACGUACUUCUAAAUGUUGGCGAUCAACAAAUUUAUGCUCAUAAAAGUAUUUUAAUUGCUCGUAGUCCUGUUUUUGCUUCUAUGUUGAUUAACGGAAUAGAUGAUAAAAAGAACGAGCUGACGAUAUCCGAUAUUAGUGCUGAAAUAAUUGAAAAAAUGCUUCAAUUUAUUUAUACUGACCAAGUUACUGACCUUGAUAGCGAUGCCAAGGAUUUAUUGCAAGUUGCUGACAAGUAUCAACUUCAGGCGUUAAAAGAAUUAUGUGAAGAGUCUUUAUUUAAGUCAAUAACAGUAGACAAUGCUGUUGAUAUUAUGGUAUUAGCUGAAAAGAACCAUGCUAAGAGGUUGCUAGACUUUGCUACCAAUUACGUCGUAAGUAAUGCAAGUCAGCUUGUAAUUAACGGAUCUUUCAGAGUUGAGGAUCAUCUUAAUUGUUCGGUGGUAUCAAAUUUAUUCAAGAAAAUAAUGUCAACUAUAAUCACUGACUCUCGGACUAGAUUUCCUUUUACGCUGAAACAAUUUUUCAUGUCCUGCCUUUUUUUUAUUGUCUUCAUUUAUUAUAUUUAUGUUUAUUUGCUGUCUGGAGUUGUGAAAAUUUAUCGCGCAACCAGAGCUUUCAUGAAGAAUCGAUCAUUAGCUAAAAAUAAAUCGUCAUCUAGUAGCGACAAUGUUACUUUAUCCGGUGAGCUCACUGUCUUCAAUGAUCACUCAUCAUUCAGAGUUAAUAUUCCGUUUAAAACAUCAAAGCGUCUAAAUACUGACGACUUCAAGCAGCUUUUUGACGAUAGUAAUGAAAUAUCUAGUGAUGUAACCUUGGAAGUUGGUGGACAUGAAUUCAAAGCUCAUAAAGUUAUGUUGAUGGUACGCAAUCCUUUGGUAUCUGCAAUGUUUAUGGACAAAUUGAAAGAAAAUAAAGUCGACAUCGCUGAUAUUGAUCAAGAAACUUUGAAAAAAUUGCUAGAAUUUAUAUUUACUGAUAAAGUAAACGCCUUAAACAAUGAUUCGGAAUUGUUAUUGAAGGAUACGGACAAAAAUCAGUUGCAGAAACUGAAAAGUAUAUGCGAUGAAUCACUUUGUAAUUCAAUAACUCUCAAGUACGCCAUGAAAAUGAUGAUUAUUGAUGAUAAUUCUGAUCAAUUGCGAGAGUACGCUACUGUAUUCAUCGUUAUUAAUAUUACGCAUGUCAUGAAAGCGAUUAAUUUUAACAAUAAUAAUGUUGAAUUUCCAUUAAUUCUGUCAGAGAUUGAUGAUAAGCUUGCGAUAAUGGAUAAAGAUAACGAUGAAGAAAAAAAAUCAGAGGGUGCUGCGGAAAUACGAGAAAUGAUAGAUUUUGAUUAA
Molecule: messenger RNA, 1902 nt
Organism: Cotesia congregata
Lineage: Eukaryota; Metazoa; Arthropoda; Insecta; Hymenoptera; Braconidae
Source: the annotation of a GenBank genome assembly